Molecule: messenger RNA, 1260 nt
Organism: Oppiella nova
Lineage: Eukaryota; Metazoa; Arthropoda; Arachnida; Sarcoptiformes; Oppiidae
Source: the annotation of a GenBank genome assembly
AUGGAGGGCGUGGGACACGUGAACGCGUGCAUCGGUUUGGCGGAAGUACUGCAGAGUCGUGGCCAUCGCAUAGUCUUCGUGGGCCACCAGUCGUGGGCGGGAAAGUUGGCUCCGUUUGGGUUCAGCGAAGAGAUACUCACUUCCGACGACCAAAGGGACCAAAAACCGGGCGAAAUGGCGGCCAAAGGUCUGCUCCAAUCGGGUCUACUGUCGGGCAUAUCGUCGUUGGAAAAGAUGAAAAUAAUGCAAAACUCGACGAAUAUGAACAAAAUGGUCGAUAAGAUGCGCGCAAAUGAGCCCAAACUCCGGGCGAUUGUCGAGAAAUAUAAUCCGGAUCUCUAUGUGAUCGACGACUUCGUGGGUUCGCCCGCUUUGAUCCACUCAAAUAAGCCGUGGGUUUACGUGUUUUCCGCGAAUCCCUUGUUUGUGAUCAGGGAUGACAGGACACCCCCGGGGGGUUCAGGUUAUCCCUCAUAUGGGGACCGGAGUGAGUGGAAAGCCUUUCGAGAAAUAUCGGACAAACCGUUCGCCACAUCGAAAGCAUAUUAUAACGAAUGGAUGAAAGAGGAGGGCUUUCCUACCAUUCCCACGGAGGGAUCGGUAAUCACGUCGCCGUACCUCAAUAUCUACGGCUAUCCCGAGGAACUGGACUACACGGACAUCCGGCCCAUACCUGACACGUGGAUGAGAGUCGACGCGUUUAUGCGAAGAGGGGAACAGGAGUUCGCAAUUCCGCGCAAAUUCCUCGACAGAGACCCACAGAAAUCGAGACUCAUUUACCUCUCAUUGGGUUCUAUGGCCUCAAUAGACGUGAAUCUCAUGAAGAGAUUUGUGACAAUUCUGUCCAAAUGUGAGCACAAAUUCAUUGUCUCGAAGGGAGUGCUCGGAGACAGCUAUGAGUUGGCGGACAACAUGUGGGGCCAGCCGUCGGUUCCGCAGACAAAAGUGUUGCCAAUCGUAUCGCUGGUCAUCACUCACGGCGGCAAUAACUCCGUGACCGAGACCUUCGCGUACGGCAAGCCUAUGAUAGUUAUGCCCUUUUUUGCCGACCAAUACGACAACGCGCAGAGGGUUCAGGAAAAGGGGUUUGGGAUACGACUCGAUCCCUACGAGUGCUCGGAACAGGAGUUAUUGGAUUCAAUGCAAAGUCUAUUGAAUGAUAAGGAAAUGAAUGACAGAUUAGCGGCCGCUUCGCAACGAAUACUCGGCUCUCAUAGUAUUCAUAGGGUUUGCGAACACAUGGAAAGUCUCGUCCAAUGA